AUGUCGACCUCCCCAAAUACUCCUAGAGGCGGUCCCCGUCGAGGUUCGACAGCCGGUCAAAGGAAACGAGCACGCUCUGUGCUCCCCCAGUACCAGACACCAGAGACCCAUGAAUCCGCUUUGAACGCUAUCCGCGUCUUCCUCAACGGCCGCUCGUCAUACGAUGUGUUUCCCGUAAGCUUUCGGCUGAUCGUGCUGGAUACCAAACUGGAAGUAAAGAAGGCACUAGGAGCGCUCCUUUUAAAUGGCGUUGUCUCUGCCCCUCUUUGGGAUAGCGAUACCUCGAGUUUUGCUGGCAUGUUUACCGUGGCGGACAUUAUUCACCUAAUUCAGUACUACUACCACACUUCAUCCUACGACAAUGCGCAGCCGAUGUCGAGCACUUUCGUUAGAGUCUCUUCGUAG
Messenger RNA from Rhizoctonia solani, 405 nucleotides. RefSeq names its product CBS and PB1 domain protein. The record is from RefSeq and is a predicted model, not a curated record. Bases 1 to 405 code for a protein of 134 amino acids. The transcript has 2 exons. NCBI's taxonomy places the organism in Eukaryota, Fungi, Basidiomycota, Agaricomycetes, Cantharellales, Ceratobasidiaceae.